Cotesia glomerata is the source of this 3516-nucleotide messenger RNA. It is a transcript of the gene Dfd, whose product is annotated as homeotic protein deformed-like. Gene Ontology annotation, molecular function: DNA-binding transcription factor activity, RNA polymerase II-specific; RNA polymerase II cis-regulatory region sequence-specific DNA binding. The transcript is spliced from 2 exons. Gene Ontology annotation, cellular component: nucleus. Lineage: Eukaryota; Metazoa; Arthropoda; Insecta; Hymenoptera; Braconidae. The record is from RefSeq and is a predicted model, not a curated record. The coding region runs from base 512 to 2056 and encodes 514 amino acids. Gene Ontology annotation, biological process: regulation of transcription by RNA polymerase II; anterior/posterior pattern specification.
AGUUAUUGCACCUGCCGCAACAGCGCUGAGGCACCACUCAUGAACUGCAUGCGUGCCAGUUAUCCAUCAUGGUUGCAGACGUAGCUCUUUUCUCAUUGGUUGAAUUGGUCACGAGGUAUGGUAAUUUGUGUUCAGUGGGCGGGAACCGACUGGCUUCAUGUGGCGUUCACUACAUGUACGAUGUUGUGGGGAUCACGGUGUGGAAUAUCGUAAACUAACUGAUGACGAGUUACUGGAAUGAGUGGCUGCAUUUCAAGCUUUCAGUGAUUUUUAUCACCAAUAUUUACAUGACUGCAUAUUAAACGAUAAAUAUUUUGUACAAUACAGGAUAAAAAUAAGCUCAUAGUGAAAUAAUGACUAAAAGUGUUGUGUUGUGCUUUAUCAUGUAAAAAAAAAUGUGUUAAAAUAACUGUUUUCUUUAUUAGAGUAUUUCGUUAAGAAAGUUUUAAUUUUAAUGUGGAUUAUUAUUUGCUUGUGACUAAAAAUAGUGUUAAAUUAUUUGUUAUCGAUAAUGAAUACAUUUAUGAUGAAUCCAACAACAAGCAAUGGAUAUCAUCAGCAACAUCAACAACCUACUGUACCCCAUAUAACUGGAACAUUUGUCGUUGACCCAAAAUUUCCUCCCAGUGAAGAAUACAGCCAAAGUAAUUAUAUUUCACCCUCAAGUGGAGAUUAUUUUAGUGGUAGCCAUCACUUGAAUCAUCCUCAGACAAACCAAUUACAAUAUAGUUAUCACCAACAUCAUCAUCAAGCAACAUCUACUCCUUACGGAGCAGCUGCUACUGUACCUUUAAAUGGAGGAUAUCCCGGAUAUGGUGGAUAUUAUAGUCCACAUCAUCCUCACCAUCAAGUGCACACAGUUCACCAUGCAAGCCUUCAUCCUCAUCAUCAUGGCAUCGGUGCUCUAGCUAUGCCGCCGGAGGCACAACAACCUCCGAUAACUUGUCCAACUUCUGUACAAUCACAACAACUACAGCAGCAGCCACAGCAGCGGCCAUUAUCUUCCAGUAUUUUAGAAGCUUCAAAUUCGUCGUCGUCUAUUUUAUCUAGUCAUAUACAGCCUUCUGAUGCCCACCAACAUCAGCAACACUUACAACAAUCACAAUCUCAACAGUCACAGCAGCAAUCUCAUGAAAAUAAUUCAUGUAGUCCUACGCGUUCAGGUUCACACCUUCGUGAUUCUUCACCAGACUUACAAUCCACGCACCAACAUCAGAAUCAUCUUGCAACUUCUCAACAACAUAUUACUGAUGAUAAUUCUGAUCAAGAUGAUAUGGAUCAGGAUGAUCCUACAACUGAUGGAUCGCCUGGAGAUGGUGAUGAUGAUGAUGAAGACGAGGAUAGUAAAGGUGAUCGAAAAGUUUUUCCCUGGAUGAAGAAAAUCCACGUUGCUGGUGUUCCCAACGGAACUUAUCAACCUGGAAUGGAAAUAAAACGACAAAGAACAGCAUACACAAGGCAUCAAAUUUUAGAGCUUGAAAAAGAGUUUCAUUUCAACAAAUAUUUAUCAAGGCGACGAAGGAUUGAAAUUGCUCAUUCGUUAGUUUUAUCGGAACGUCAGAUCAAAAUUUGGUUCCAAAAUAGAAGAAUGAAAUUUAAAAAAGACAAUAGGUUGCCGAAUACAAAAAAUACUAGACGAAAAAAUGGUCAUGGACAGGUUCCAGCAUCAAAAUCUUCAAAAGGUUCUGGAAGUCGAUCAAAAAUACUUAGUGGAAAUACAAACUUUAGAAAGUUGAAUAAUCUUUCUCCUUUAAGUGUUAUUGAUAGUAGUCUUGACAGUAUAGAUAUCAAAGACAUUCAUGGAGUAAGCGCCGGUAUUUCACACCCACACUUAUCACAUUCAAAUUUUCAAGGACACUCUCAUCCACUGAAUCAUCUGCAGGCGCAGUUAAACCGUCAACAUAUAGGUGGAAUGAUAGAAAGUUCUAGUGGAUCAUUAGUGCAUAUUAAUCCUGAAAACAUAAGUCCUCUUGCUCCUACCAAUAGUUCACCAGACUUAUCGGGGACGGUACCACCGCCAUCAAUAAAAUCCGAUUACGAGUUUACGUCACUGUAACAUCAAGCUAUACAAGACUGCAUCAUUAUACGUGAGGCAUCAAACACCGAAGCUUAUAAAAGAGAUUUAUUUAAUUCGAUAUUUAAGUAGAAGACGAAUGGUGAAAAUUGUGCUAUCGGUCAGAUGAACGUUCGGUUUUAAAAUAGCCUAAGGGAAGUGAAUAAAAAUCCUAAAUUACCAAUUACUGAAAAUAACAAAAAAAAAAGAUAGUUGUAAAUGGAUUCAAUUAUUAAAAUUCUGUAAAAGGAUCUAAAAGUUGAUCAAAAAUAAUUAGUUAAAAUACCAGGCAUAGAAAGUUAAAUAAUCUUUCUCCACCAAGGGGUAUUGAUUGUAGUAUUAAAGGUAUAGAUAUCAAAGAUAUCUAUAGAGUAAGCGCCUAUCUUACGUACCCAUACUCGUCACAUUCACAUUUCAAAAGACGCCAUGACCUGUUUAACCACUUAUGGGUGUAGCUAAACCGUCGGCAUUUAAGUGAAAGAAUAUAAAAUACGAAUUGUGUAUUAAUGCAUAUUAGUCUUGGAAACAUAAGUUUCCUUGCAUCUACUAAAAGUUAUCCAGAUUCGUCCGGAAUGGUAUCGCCACCAUGAAAAAUAUUUUAUUAUGAGUUUACGUUGCCGUAACAUCAAGUUUUGUGAGACUGCAAUCGUUGCAUGUAAAGUUUAACUUUAUUAAUGUAAACGAUGAUUAUCAGAGUAAGAAUUAUGUUUGUAAGUACAUUAUUAUUUAGAUUAUGUAUAGCCACAUUAAUUAUUUGGUUAUCUAAUAUGUUAUUUAUUGAGUCUUCUGUUUAAGUAUGUACUUCAUAAUCCUGUUUAAAAAUAUACGUAGACAACUAAAUUGAAAUCAGUCACAAAAAUGUAGAGCACUUGAACAGGAUGCAGUAUGAAUAUGUAAAUAAAAUUAGAAUAUUGAAUGAAAAAUUUUCUUAGUUAAGUCAACUCACUUCGUAUUAAUUGGAUUCUUCGUCAAAUUAAGUAUUAUGAUCCAAGAAAAUAAACUCUUGGUAGUAAUUUUAAUUGAUUUAUUCAUCAAGUAUUAGUUAAGAUAGAAAAACACUGGAGUACACAAAACCUAAAAUAUUAAUUUACUUUACGUUCUGGUUUUUCUAAUUUGACGUUAAAUUCUGCAUGGAAAGUUUUUAUAUCCUAAUCAAACAAAAAAAUGACUCGUGAAGUGAUAUCAAUAAAAAAAAAUAUAAAACUAAAACAAUGAAAUCAAAAAAUACUUUGUAAAAAUGACUCAAAUUUUGUUUCGUUAAAUUAAUUCGAAAUUGUCACACUGAAAAAAUAAUCGGUAGAGGUUACCGAUUUUUUUUUCGGUAGAGGCUACCGAUUUUUUGGUAGAGGCAACCGAAUAAAUCGGUAGAGGUUACCGAUUUUAAUCGGUUGCCUCUACCGAAAAAUCGGUAGCCUCGACUGAAAAAUCGGUAACUUCUACAGAAAAGUCGGUAGCCUCACUGA